Messenger RNA from Colletotrichum phormii, 1539 nucleotides. RefSeq lists its product as uncharacterized. The record is from RefSeq and is a predicted model, not a curated record. Gene Ontology annotation, molecular function: oxidoreductase activity. The coding region runs from base 291 to 1187 and encodes 298 amino acids. The transcript has 3 exons. NCBI's taxonomy places the organism in Eukaryota, Fungi, Ascomycota, Sordariomycetes, Glomerellales, Glomerellaceae.
AGAUGAGGGACCACUACUGCGUUUCUGAUCUUGAUCUUGAGAUACUCCCUUGGGUUUAUGUUGUUUAUGUUGCCUUCAUCUGAUAUACUGCCUGCCCUUGAGUAGUGUUUCCGUUCUUAUUUACGCUUACAAUUCAGCAUAUAAGUCAUCUUCGUACAUACCAGAGUACCCAAGUACCUACCCUUCAGACAAUACAGAACGAGAUGAACUGAGUCUCCAAGCUCACGACCACCAUCCCGAGACUGACUUCCCUGUGACACGAUAUCCAGCAUUUCAUCAGAGAAACAAACAUGGCCGUGGGAACAACACAGCAACAGCCACUGCCAGGCGCAGCACAGGCAAAGUCCACAGAGGCCGAGAGACCGGAGAGGCGUGCAGUCGUCACCACCAUUAACUACUACGACGACCCUGGAGAUGGGACCCUUCCGACCCCAAUCGUUGUAGGGGGUCAAAAAGUAACAAAUGAGAGAAAAAUGACCCCUCGCACCGUCACCGUCUCCGACAUCAGAGGCGAAGAGGACAAGUACACUCUCGACACCCACGGCUUCCAGUACGUCCGCCACACCAGCAUCGAGACGGACUUUACAGACGAGGAACGGGUCAAGGGCGUCUACUACCCCGAGAUGGAGAAGCUGUACAAGAAAAUCACGGGAGCAAGCCGGGUCGUCAUCUUCAACCACCAGAUCCGCCGCGGGCCGGCAAACUGGCACAGCCUAGGCGAACGCAACACGGAGCACCGCGGUCCCCUGCACAAGGCGCACGUGGAUCAGUCCUACGACGGCGCCGUCAUGAUGGCGAGGCACCACCUCGGCGCGGACGAGGCCGAGAAGCUCCUAGACAAGGAGAAGCGUCGGUUCCAGAUCAUCAAUAUCUGGCGGCCCAUCGAGACGGUGCGGCGGGACCCGCUGGCCGUGGCGGACGGAACCACGGUCGCGGAGGAGGACCUCGUUCCGGGGGCGAUUAUUUAUCCCCGCCACCGGGCUGAGACGUGGACGAUUAAGCCGAAUCCGUCACACCGGUGGUACUUCUUGGACGGGCAGCGGUCGGACGAGGCAUUGUUUAUCAAGUGUUUUGAUUCGGAUACAUCGGUUGUCCGGAGAGCGGCGCAUUGUGCUUUUCGGGACCCGGAGAUGGAUGGGAUGGAGUGUCGGCAGAGCAUUGAUAUUCGGGCGUUGGUGUUUCACUGAUGACCGGGACGGCUGAGAAGCGGGAAUGCCGGACGGUUUGUUUUGCCGUGGUUGUCUUACUUUGGUUAUUGGAACGAGACAAACCUAAGGGGGCGUAUUUGGGACGUUGAUGUUGUGCUUGGAUUCAAGACACGACGUUGAAUGGUAGCGCGCGCGCAUGGGUAGAUACACGUGGGAAGACAGGACCAAGCUGUGUCCUUGGGUAGAUCGAGGAUCACUGACGAUGAACACGAUUGGAUCGAGCAGAUCUGAUAGCACGCCUCCCUCGACCUUGAGCGAUCAUGCUUAUGGUCGAUUUCUUUAGACCUUGGGUUCGCUCGAUAUCAGUUGAGAGAAUCUGACAUCAUGACGA